UAUGAUAUCAUAUUAUUCGAUUUGGAAACAAAAUAAAAUGUAUAUAAACUAACCCUCUUUACAGCAAAAAAAAAAAAAAAAAAGACACAAAAAGAUGAAUGCAACAAAUACAGUAGCUGUACCUGACACUAUUAACCCCUCAGAAAGUUCAUAUGCAGCCACGAAUGUUGACCCUAUUACUGCUGCUGAACAUGGUAAACGUACUCAGUCUCCCCCUGGACAUACUACCGGUGGAAAUCAUGUGAUGCAAGAUAUCAAAAGUACACUUCAUGACAUUAAAGAAAAUGUAAAAGAAACAUUUCAUAGAGAUCAUCGUCAUGGUCAAGAUUGCGAAAAGAGACCUCAAGAUGAAAUUAGACAUUUGAUCAGCGCCAAAGCAUUUGUGAACACCUUUCUCAGCGAGCUCAGAAAACUUGGCUAUGCUUCUCGUAUGGCUACCAAGAAGCCAUUCUUGAACGAAAGGCAGCAAAAGGCAAGGUAUAUGUUUGCCAAAAACCAUGCUCACUGGACAGCAAAUGAUUGGAGAAAUGUGAUCUGA
Molecule: messenger RNA, 538 nt
Organism: Rhizopus microsporus ATCC 52813
Lineage: Eukaryota; Fungi; Mucoromycota; Mucoromycetes; Mucorales; Rhizopodaceae
Exons: 2
Coding region: 95-538 (147 amino acids)
Molecular function (GO): nucleic acid binding
Source: RefSeq, a predicted model, not a curated record